Rangifer tarandus platyrhynchus (Svalbard reindeer) is the source of this 228-nucleotide messenger RNA. Lineage: Eukaryota; Metazoa; Chordata; Mammalia; Artiodactyla; Cervidae. The record is from the annotation of a GenBank genome assembly.
AUGGCGCCGCCCCCUAAACGGCGGGCGGUGGACGCAACCGCGGAGAAAGUGCUGCGCUACGAGGCUUUCAUCUCUGAUGUGCUGCAGCGGGACUUGCAAAAGGUCCUGGACCAUCGCGACAAGGUAUAUGAGCAGCUGGCCAAAUACCUUCAACUGGGAAAUGUCAUUGGGCAACUCCAGGAGGCUAAUCACUCGGAGUUAUAUAUGCAGGUGGAUUAUGGGCUGUAA